Molecule: messenger RNA, 3820 nt
Organism: Archocentrus centrarchus (flier cichlid)
Lineage: Eukaryota; Metazoa; Chordata; Actinopteri; Cichliformes; Cichlidae
Product: transmembrane protein 184B
Exons: 10
Coding region: 428-1708 (426 amino acids)
Source: RefSeq, a predicted model, not a curated record
UGAUGUGGGCGAAAUAACGGUGUCAGUAGUCCAUUAGCAUUGAAUUGGAAAUGACAUCAUAAUACCAAUUGUUUUCUCACACACCUCAACGUUGUGGUUGAUGUUUAGCUUUCUAAAACCGUGUUAUAUUUCUUUGUUUUUUCUUUACGGACAGAAGUAAGUGCUAAGUUUGCGUUAGGAAGGCUUGCUAACACUGGGUAGCAGCUGCGGUCGGCUUCGUUAAAGCUCGGCUGCCGACUCUUCCCACAGAAGAGGAGGCGAGUUUCCGGGGUUCAAAGAACGAUGCAGUGAUUACAUACGUGGCUGGCUCUCGUUUGAAUGGUAUUGCUUGGCCCUAUAACUUUUUGUACUCAAAGGCUCGACAUCGGCGAUGAGCUAAAUUGAUGCCUGGAUUCAACCCAGCGCAGAUCAAACAACUGCAGAGGAGAUGAGUCUGCUUUGGUGGCGAGUCAAACGGCUGUCAGAGAAGUUGGAGAAUGACUCUCCUAGCGGCCUCCCUUUGGGGUCCCCAGCCACUGUGGCCCCACAAGGAUCCAAUUCAUCUUGGGUGCCUGAAACCCCUGUGGUCACACCAGAAGAGCCAAUUUUCCUUAUGACUUCCACGGCCCAAACUAUAUCAGGGUUUUUUGUUUGGACGGCUCUUCUGAUCACAUGUCACCAGAUCUACAUGCACCUACGUUACUACAGCUCUCCAAACGAACAGCGGCACAUAGUUAGGAUCCUCUUCAUAGUUCCCAUCUAUGCCUUUGACUCCUGGCUCAGCCUGCUGUUCUUCACCAAUGAGGAGUAUUAUGUUUACUUCGACACAGUACGAGACUGCUAUGAAGCCUUUGUCAUCUACAACUUCCUGAGUCUGUGUUAUGAGUAUCUGGGAGGAGAGAGUGCCAUAAUGGCUGAAAUCAGAGGGAAACCUAUCGAGUCAAGCUGUAUGUAUGGGACCUGCUGUCUGUGGGGUAAAACCUACUCCAUUGGUUUCCUCAGGUUUUGCAAGCAGGCAACACUCCAGUUCUGUGUGGUUAAACCCCUGAUGGCGGUGAUCACUGUCAUCCUUCAGGCCUUUGGGAAAUACAGAGAUGGAGACUUCAAUGUGGCUAGUGGCUACUUAUAUGUCACAAUUAUCUACAACAUCUCUGUAAGUCUGUCUCUCUACGCUCUCUUCCUCUUCUACUUUGCCACACGUGAACUGCUCGUCCCGUACAAUCCCGUGCUCAAGUUCUUCAUGGUCAAGUCAGUCAUCUUUCUCUCCUUCUGGCAGGGGAUGUUGCUGGCCAUCCUGGAGAAAUGUGGAGCUAUCCCUCAGAUCAACUCUGCUGAUUUCUCUGUAGGCGAGGGAACAGUUGCUGCAGGCUACCAAAACUUCAUCAUCUGCAUUGAAAUGUUCUUUGCUGCUAUUGCUUUACGCCAUGCUUUCACUUACAAGGUCUACAUGGACAAAAGGCUGGACUCAUAUGGCUCAUUUCCUAUCUAUGGACAGUACGGUCACUGUGCCUCAAUGAAGAGCAUCUCCAGCAGCCUGAAGGAAACGAUGAAUCCAGGAGACAUGGUCCAGGACGCCAUCCAUAAUUUCUCCCCAGCUUAUCAGCAGUACACCCAGCAGUCCACAUUAGAGCGAAGUGGGGGGCCACCCCUUUCCCGCAGCCACAGUAACCUCAGCACCCGCGGGGACACUGAAAAGACCCUUCUGCUCAGCUCUGAUGAUGAGUUCUGAGAUUCAAACACACACACUCGGAGGCUAACUUUUACUCUUGUAGCCCUUAUAAAGUUUUUAGCAGUUAUGAAAGACAAAUCAGAUCUUUUGUUUCGACCUCAACAUGAAAGUUCAGGUUCUGGUUCUGGUUAUUUCACAUUUGGAUAACAGUGAAAGAUCAGAUUUUCGUCAUGGUUAUCAGACUGCCAAAACUGAGGUGGGGCAGAGUCAUUUCUAAGGAAAAAGGAAGUGAGUGCUACAGCAGGGAAAUAAGGAGCGUGAAAAGAAUGUAGAUGUUACAAAUAAAGUGAGGGAGGAGUGAGCUUGGGAGCAUUUGUUACUGGCCAGGCUGUUAUUUGUACUGAUGUCUUAGUUGUGAUUGUAGGCUAUUACUUACAGAAAUGCAAUUUUGUAGGCACGGUACAGAUAACCGUGCCUGCAUAUACCAUCUUAAUCCUGCACUGUAGACACUAUGGCAUUAAAAUGUGAUAUAUAAGCUGGAGAAAAUAAGUGCCAUCUUCUACUGAAACACAUGGCCUCUUUAUAUUCACCAUUUACGCUGAUUCUCAUUCGAUAUUCCUCCCUCGCUCUCUCUCUGUCUCUGUCUCUCUCUCUCUCUCUCUCUCUCUAACUUAAAUAUUGCCAAAUAACGAGACACUGUCUUAAAGUUUAGGAUUGAUUUUUAGUAAAGCAAAACAAAGGAGCCUUUGAAGUGCGGGGGUUCAUUUUAAUAUAUGACUUCAAUGACAAAUAUUUUAUCUAAUGCUUGUUUGACGUUGAAGGUUUGUCGGACAGUUGUUUUUCUAGAACUAUUAUGAGUUUACUGUUCAUGUCAUCACUAUGUAAUGCACUGGCACUCCAUCUGUUGGCCUGACUCGUGUUAUUUUAUUGUUUGUGGAGAAGCAAGGUAACAGCUGUAGGAGAGAUUUUAGCGUGGGCAGGGGGACUGACGGAAGGACGGCACCCACACAGAUUACAGAUUACUGAAGAAGCAACACUUCCCCGCAGAUUCGGCCCAGCUGUGAUGUGCUGUGGAUUGUAAUCUCAUAAUUAACAGCAUUACGUGCUGCACAGAUCAGCCCUGCCUCUGCUGGUGUCAUUUGUAAUGGCUGCUGCAGAUAGAGAAUGCAUAGAUAUGUUGGUGAAAACAAGGCUUUAAAUCAGAUUGAAAUCACAUUCUGAAUAAUAUUGUACACAUGCAUUUGCACUUGAAUGCGUGAGCAUUUUAAAAUUGGUGAACACGCUAAAGCAGAAAGCAGUUAGGUGUGAGGAAAAAAGUCUCAAGUGACUAAAAACCUAGAGGCUUGCCAGAUAGCCUCUGGAUGGCAUUGUGUUUCUCUUUUCCCAAAAGAUGGCUGGAGCUGUUUGAGUUAAGUGUUCAUAUCUUAUCCUGUUAUGUUGAAUAUGCGUUCACACAGUGGCUGGUAUAUAACUUGCUUGUGGUUUGUAGUUCUAAAUGUUUAAUUGCAGAGCACAGCAGUAUAAAGGCUGAGAUGCUCCUUUUGUUUAUGUUGACUAUAUCAAUUUAACAGACUCGGGUUAGUGACUGCGGGUUAACACAUAGUACAUUACAGCACAGGCCUUGUGAGAAAAGGAGUCAAGACAGCCAAAGUGAUGUGUAGCUCAUCAUUUUCUAAUGAGGAAAUCAUAAUCAGUAAAGAGAACAAUGAAAGUAUUUGGUUUCUAUCUGUAACCCGUAUCCCUGCCAGCCACCUUCUGCCCCAAUGACCGCAUCACUUGUGUAUCUUUCUACUAAACCUGCAGUGCUUCAUUUAAAGACAGGUUGAGUGCAUUUGUUCUGAGCAUUUCAUACUCAAGCAUUUUAUUCAAAACACUAUCAGAUCAUAGUUUUGCAAAGCUGAAUAUAUCUGAAACCAGGAAAGACUUUAUCCAGAUGGAAAGAAUGCUGUAAAUAGAGUCAAAUUAAGUGCUGCAAAACCUUUUAUGACGAUGGCUGCAAUGGCAUUGCUUGGUAUACUGCUCUGUUUGAAUAUUUUUGUGUUUUGAUAGUUUAAUUUCAUAUAUACUCCUGUUUGUUUUUUUUUAAAUGCUUUUUAAUUUGUAUAUUGGUAAUAUCACAUGUUUUGAUGGUAUAUUGAUUUCUGUUGUUGUUUCAGAGGAAAUAAAAGAUAA